Cyprinus carpio (common carp) is the source of this 2359-nucleotide messenger RNA. RefSeq names its product protein NLRC3-like. The coding region runs from base 133 to 2256 and encodes 707 amino acids. NCBI's taxonomy places the organism in Eukaryota, Metazoa, Chordata, Actinopteri, Cypriniformes, Cyprinidae. The record is from RefSeq and is a predicted model, not a curated record. The transcript is spliced from 4 exons.
CUCCAAAGUCCUUUAUGAAAAGGCAGAAUUGAAAGGAGUUUUAAAAUAACUUCUGCUCAAGACACAAGUUCAGUGGAGCAACAUUAAAACAUCUUCAUCAUCAUUAUUCAUGCUGUGAAUCUGUGAAAGGCGAUGGCGUCUGUUAAACAUCUGCUUGAGAGAUCACUGAAUGAACUGAAAAACCCUGAACUGAAGAAAUUUCAGUGGCACUUAAAGAAUGAUAAGCAUGUGUCAGAGUCUGAAAUGGAGAAUGCAGAUAGGUUAGACACAGUGGAUAAGAUGGUAGCAUGUUUUGGACAUGAAGAAGCUGUGAAGAUCACGGUGGACUUCCUGAGGAAGAUGAACCAGAAUAAUCUGGCUGAGCAGCUGGAGAAGAAUCACAAGCAAGCAGGUCGGGCUGAAGGCAAUAUAAAGAAAUCCACAGCUGUUGGAGCUCAUUCCAAAAUGAUAUGGGGCUCAGCUGCUCGGGCUGCUCUCCAUGAUUACACAGAGACCAACCUCAGACUGAAGAACAAAUUACAAAAGGAGUACAAGCGGAUAUUGGUUGGUAAUUCACAGACAGGUCAUCGGGAAUACCUGAACGAUAUCUACACUAAUUUACAUGUGGUGGAGAAUGACACUGGAGGAAGAGUGGAUGACCAUGAGGUGAUACAGAUCGAAUCAAAUCGCAACCGAUUGACUGCAAAGGAGAAGCCAGUUGAUUGUAAUGAAAUGUUUAAAGUACAGUGUGGCACAGGGCGAGAAAACAGAACAGUACUGACAAUGGGGAUUGCAGGAGUGGGAAAAACGGUCUCCGUCAAUAAAUUCAUCCUUGACUGGGCUGAAGGAACAAAAAAUCAGAAUAUAGUCUUCAUAUUUCCACUUCCAUUCCGUGAAUUGAAUUUGGUUAAAGAAGAGUACAGUCUCAUGGGACUACUUCACAAAUACUUCUUUAGUCCUAAAGAACUGCCCUCUCUUCCUGAAGGUGAUGGUAAGGUUUUGUUUAUCUUUGAUGGGCUGGAUGAAUGUCGCUUCCCUUUGAGCUUUAAAGAGGAUGACAGAUUUACAAAUGUAAAUGAAAAAACAACAGUUAGUAAGAUAAUAACAAACCUUAUCAAGACACAUCUGGUUCCAGCUGCUUUCAUCUGGAUCACAUCUAGACCAGCAGCCACCAGUCUGAUACCCCGAGAAUACAUUGAUCAAGUGACAGAGAUGCGAGGGUUUAACGAUCAGCAGAAAGAUCAAUACUUCAGAAAUAACUGUAAUCCAGAGGUUUCUGAAAACAUUAUCUGUCAUAUCAAGAAAUUCAGGAGUCUGUACAUCAUGUGCCACAUCCCAGUCUUCUGCUGGAUCUCUCUGACUGUUCUUCAGCCUCUGCUGGCUCAAGAGAGCAAUGAUAAAACACCAACUACUCUCACAGGGAUGUACAUAAACUUCUUAAUUUCUCAGCAGCAACAGAUGGGAAAAAAAUACUGUGAUGACCCUCAAACAAAAGCCAAUGCAAGGUCUUUUGAUGAGAUUAUUCUGAAGCUUGGGAAACUGGCCUUUGAACAGCUUGAGAAAGGAAACCUGAUUUUCUACAAAGAAGAUCUUGAGGAAUGUGGGCUAGAUGUCAGUGAAGGGACAGUGUACUCUGGGUUAUGCACUCAAAUAUUUCAAGAACAAAAGGCAAGAAAUGUUUACAGCUUUGUACAUCUCAGUGUCCAGGAGUUCCUUGCUGCUCUCUAUGUGUUUUUGAAGGGCACAGAUGAGAAAGCUGACAUAUUUAAUCAGUCCUGGAGUGAUAAACUGACAUGGAAACUGUCCGAAAAGCCACUGUUUCAGCUUCAUAAAGCUGUAGUCAACAAGGCUUUAAAAAGCAAGAACGGACACCUGGACCUUUUACUUCGGUUCCUUCUGGGUCUCUCACUGGAGACAAAUCAGAGCGACCUGAAGGAACUACUCCCAGAACUAAAACUCAAAACAGAGAACAUUAAAGACACUGCUGACUAUAUCAGAAAGAAAAUAGAAAAGGAAAAAUCAGUAGAGAGGACCAUCAAUCUCUUACACUGUCUAAGUGAACUGAAAGAUAACUUUGUAGAGGAAAUCCAGAAGAAACUGAGCUCAGGAAAUCUUUCAGCACAGAAUCUCUCCUCUGCUCAGUGGUCUGGUCUGAUGUUUGUGCUCCUCAUGUCAGAAGAGACUCAAGAGAUGUUUGAACUGCAGAAAUACAGAAGAUCUGAUAAAGCACUGAUGAGACUCCAACCAGUGAUCAAAAACACCAGAAGAGCACUGUAAGUGUCUCCUCUACAUUCAUUUAUAUACAGCAGGGAUGGGCAAUUUUAAUAGUGAUGAGGCCCAAUAUUUUUUCUCCUUCACACCAAGGGGCCAGAUAAUGAAU